This is a messenger RNA of Marmota flaviventris (yellow-bellied marmot), 511 nucleotides long. RefSeq names its product proline rich acidic protein 1 (gene Prap1). NCBI's taxonomy places the organism in Eukaryota, Metazoa, Chordata, Mammalia, Rodentia, Sciuridae. The record is from RefSeq and is a predicted model, not a curated record.
AUGAGGAGGCUCUUCCUGGUCACCUGCCUGGUGACUGUGCUGCUGCAGGAGGUCCUUGCAAACCCAGCACCCCAGGUCCCUAUCAGGACCAAAGGCAAACAUGAGCAGGACGUGGAGAGGGCCUGGGGCAUCCAAGCUGUAGAGCCUCUGAAGAAGGAUGGUCAGUUGGUGGGGCUGCCCCCAAUGCCGAAGCUGAAGCUUGCAGCCUCCGAGGAGAAGCACCCAGGCCCCAAAGCAUGGGUGCAGACUGAGGACAUCCUGGGCCGUUUUCGGAUCCCACAGCAGGGUCCUGAGCUGGAUCUUGAUAGUCUGUACCACCCUCCAGUGGAGGAGGUCCAGGGCAAAGAAAGGCCCUGGUCCCCAGUGCUGCUGCCUCGCCAGGUGCUCGAGGGACCAGAGGAAGACCUAGACCACAUCCACCACCCUAUGGAGGACUCCAGGGAACCCUGACUGCUCUCCCACCUCUGCCUGAAGUCCACCUGCUGCCUCUGCUAAUCCUUCCCAGCUAGAA